AUGGGCGCCCUGUCUGCUUCGACUUCGUCGGUGAACUGGCUAGUCGAGGACGACAUCCUCCUCAAGAACGCCGUCGAGGCUGGUGCCUCAUUGGAGUCCUUAGCCAAAGGAGCUGUAUGUUUUUCCCGUAAAUUCACUCUUCAAGAAAUACAGGACCGCUGGAAUUCAUUGCUAUAUGACCCAGAGAUCUCAACACAAGCAGCUUCUCGGAUGGCUGAGUAUGAGAAUGAACUUUUCACUUCCGAUCCAGCCAAGGCACAUAAACUUUUCAACUCAAAAGCAAAGGAUUUUUCAUUUCAGAAACGGAAAAUAGACAGUGUAAAGAAUCUAUAUUAUGCGAUGAGAAAGAGAGUACACAAUGAUCCAUGUAACAGUGGUGACCUUGGAUUUCUUGUUGCCCCCUGUUCAUGUAUGGCAACUGGUAGUGACUGUGUCUGUGGAGGCCUACCUAACAGUAUUGAACCAGAGCUGAAUUCAGUGAGCCGCUAUGGGCAAGUGGGUUCAAGCUACAAUGGUGGACAUGCAUAUUCUGAAAUGAAUGGACAAUCUUUUCAUACGAAGCAUACUGAGAGCAUGUCAAGAGAUGGGGGUGGCACCAAUAAUGUUGUGUAUGGCUACUCAGAUGUAGGCCAACUAUACGAACAUCAUGCCUAUGCAGCAAAUAAUCAUGGGAAUAGUGAAGGGAACAAUGUUUCUCUAAAGAGUAUCGCAGAUUUUCAGGAUUCUAUGCAGUUUCAGCAGUUGGACAACAAUCAAUGUGGUAAUGGAGUGGUAGACUCAAAGGCUUUGGUGAUUCCUAACCAUUUCAGUGGAAGUGUGCAGGAACCUAUGCCUCUCCAAGUGAUUGGUCAACCUGAGGGUUCUGAAGCACCAGGUGGUGCAAUCUGGAGUGGGGUUCAGCGAAGAGACAAGCUCACUCUUGCUGAUGAUAAGAAUGUAAAGUCAGAAAACAGGGACCCUCUCACAUUCGAAGCAAAUUUAGAUGGUGGGAUGUCUGGUUUAGAUCACGCUGGAGAUUUUAUGGACUUCCCAUUUUUCAGUAAUAGUGAAGACUUUGAUAUCCUGAAUAGUGAGAUUUUUUUGAAUUCUCCAAGUGAGGGAAACCAGGAGGAUUUAGACGAUCCUGCCUUCAAAGUUGUUCAUGGGGUUAGAACAACAACAACCAUGCAAAAUCUGGUGCAUCCCGAUGAAGCCAAUAUGUCCUGUGAUCAAAUAGAUCUUGGCGAUGUAAAAAAUAAUGUAGAUGCUUCUGGUAUAAUCUUAGUUCCUACUCCCUUACUAGUGCCCUGUCCUGGCCUGUAUGUGGAGUGCAAAUUGAACACAGAAGAUCCUGAAAUUCCUUGCAAUGAUGAUGUUUCUACACCAACAGAGUAUCCUCUUGAAUGCUGUACUUCUACCUUUGGGCAGAAAUCUGAGAAUACUAUCUAUUCAGCCUCCCCUGCAACCAGCCCUCCAUCAAAUGCUGAACAGCCCAAAACAAAGGACUUGGCCAUAAUAAUAAAGAGUGAAGAUAUGGCAAAUGUCCAACCUUCGUUACAAACAAUUAAGAUGAACCCAUCCACUUCAGAACAAAAAGAAGAUUCAGUGGCUCAUGACGAAGGUAGUGUCCUAGGAGCUAAACCGUUAGAAGGUGCUUCAACAACUGGAGCCCUUUUGACUGGUAACAUUGACACAAAUGAUGCAAACACAUGCAUGCUAGCUUUGCCCUCUUUCAGUGCUGCUGGAUUUGGUGAAGGAUCACCUUGUAGUUUAGGACCACACGAGAGCUUUGAUAACUCUCAUGGUUUGACUUUGCAAAAUUCAGUUCAAGCUCCUGAUCAGAUGCAACACAACUCACUUGAUGGUCAACCAGAAUUAGGUGACAAGGCUGCUCUACAGAACUGUAUGCCAUCAAAUGCGCUGACAGAUUUGGGUAUUCAGAACACUAUUGCAAAUGAGGCAACACCAGCUCAAGCAGAAGAAUGCCUUGACUAUGAAAAAGAUGUUCCAAACUACUAUGAUCUAGAAGCUUUGAUUCUUGACCAGGAUCUCAUCCCGUGGGAUCAGGACUCUGAUUUGAUGCAUCCUGAAGUUACCAGAUUUCAUCACCCGGAAAGCAGGAAGGCAUUGAUUAGAUUGGAGCAAGGUGCUCGGUCUUAUAUAAACAGAGCUAUCAUGUCGCAUGGUGCUUUUGCAGUUAUUUAUGGAUUGCACUUGAAAUGCUACAUAAAGGAUCCUGAGGUUACUCUUGGAAGAGAGACAGAAGAUGUCAAAGUUGACAUUGAUUUGGGAAAAGAAGGGAGGGCAAAUAAGAUAUCUCGCCGACAGGCGGUUAUCAAGAUGGAUGAAUCUGGCUCUUUUCAUAUUAAGAACAUUGGAAAAUGUCCAAUCUUUGUUAAUAGCAAGGAAAUACCAGGCUGCAAACGCAUCAACUUAAGCUCUGACUCAUUAAUCGAGAUAAAGGACAUGAGGUUUAUUUUUCAUGUAAACCAAGACGCUGUGAGGCAGUACAUUGAUCGUAACCUGAAGCCAGAACGCUAG
Miscanthus lutarioriparius is the source of this 2520-nucleotide messenger RNA. NCBI's taxonomy places the organism in Eukaryota, Viridiplantae, Streptophyta, Magnoliopsida, Poales, Poaceae. The record is from the annotation of a GenBank genome assembly.